AUGAUGGAAGAUUUGGUACAAUUAAUUUAUCUCAUAUACAAUCCAUGUUAUGCAUUUUCUGAAGAACCUACAUGUAUUAAUGUAGCUAUAUGUCAAACAGCCAAGGAUGAAUCAGCUUCUUAUAUUCUUGCUUACAAUUCUAUUGUAACAUGGUCAAUAAGUAUAGAUGGAAAAGUUACACUAGUCUAUGCUACAACUGAACGACAAUCAAUUGUUAAUCUUGUUUGUUCAGAAGAAAUUGAUCAACUUAUUAUUAAUGAAGAAUAUGAACGAAAUCAUUAUAAUUUUACUUUAACUAGUAAAUGUGCUUGUUGGGUUAAAUGUUAA
Molecule: messenger RNA, 327 nt
Organism: Adineta steineri
Lineage: Eukaryota; Metazoa; Rotifera; Eurotatoria; Adinetida; Adinetidae
Source: the annotation of a GenBank genome assembly